Molecule: messenger RNA, 1687 nt
Organism: Ochlerotatus camptorhynchus
Lineage: Eukaryota; Metazoa; Arthropoda; Insecta; Diptera; Culicidae
Product: putative fatty acyl-CoA reductase CG5065
Exons: 6
Coding region: 43-1653 (536 amino acids)
Biological process (GO): long-chain fatty-acyl-CoA metabolic process
Cellular component (GO): peroxisome
Molecular function (GO): alcohol-forming very long-chain fatty acyl-CoA reductase (NADP+) activity
Source: RefSeq, a predicted model, not a curated record
GUAGUUGUGCUUUUGUUGUGGGCUAGCUUGUUGCGUGUGGAGAUGCAAUCAUUUUCGAAUCACCCAACCGGGUUGCUACCGGUCGAGGAGAAUUACGAUCCGAACAAACCCUCGAUCCGGGAGUUCUACUCCGGAAGGGACAUCUUCAUCACCGGUGGAACGGGUUUCAUGGGAAAGGUGCUGAUCGAGAAGCUGCUGCGAUCGUGCAGCGAACUGAAUCGGAUUUUCAUUCUGCUAAGGGAGAAGAAGUCGAAGAAGAUUGAGGAUCGGCUCCGGGACAUACAGCAACUUGCGCUGUUCGACGUACUUCGCAAAGAAAAUCCACGCGCCCUGGAAAAGAUGAUCCCGAUUAAGGGUGACGUCACGAUGCUAGGGCUGGACUUGUCCACCGAGGACAAGAACCGGAUGAGCGAGGUGUCGGUGAUCUUUCAUGUAGCGGCCAACGUUCGGUUCGAUGACAUGCUGCGGGACGCGAUCAUUCUCAACACCCGGGGCACUCGAGAGGUGGUCAAAUUUGCUCAAACCUUCAAGAACCUGUGCGUGAUGAUGCACGUUUCGACGACCUACUCCAACCCGGACAAGUACGUGAUCGAAGAAAAGAUCUACCCUCCGUACGCUGAUUGGAAGGAAACGAUCAAGCUGGCCGAACAACUGGACGAAGAAACGCUGGAAACCUUCGCACCAAAGUACAUGGGCAUGCUGCCGAACACGUACGUCUUCACCAAGUCCCUCGCCGAGCACAUCAUCAACGACUAUCAGGAGAAGCUACCGCUGAUCCUGUUCCGGCCGUCGAUCGUCAUCUCCUCGAUGAGGGAUCCCAUUCCUGGCUGGAUGGACAAUUUCAACGGACCGGUUGGGCUGCUCGUCGGAUGUGGUAUCGGUCUCUGCCGAACGAUGUACUGCGAUCCGAACAACGUUGCCGACUUCACCCCGGUGGAUGUCUGCAUCAAGGCGAUGAUCGUGGCGGCAUGGAAGAAGGGGACGGCGGUGAUUCAGAGUACUCCGUACUCCCCGGACUCGCCCCAGCUGCCGGUGUACAACUGCUGCAUCUCGAACCUACGCAACUCGACCAUGUCGCAAAUCGUCGAGAUGGGCAAACUUCUCUCGAACGACAUCCCGCUGGACAAGUGCAUCUGGGCCCCGGGCGGUGGCAUCACGCAGAUUCGCAUCCGCAACAUAAUCCGAGUCAUGCUGUACCACAUUCUGCCGGCCAUAAUGAUCGAUUUGCUUCUGCGGCUGGCGGGUCAACGGCCAUUCUUGGCCAAAGUGCAGAGGAAAAUCUACAACGCGAACGUCGCCCUGGAGUACUUCAUCUGCAACAACUGGGAAUUCAAGAACAACAACUUCAUUCGAUUGGCGUCGGAGAUUAAACCGGAAGAUAACAAAGACUUCUACUAUCGUGACUUUAUCGAGUUCGAUAUAACUCUGUACUUCCGAAACUGUAUCCUAGGCGUUCGCCGUUAUCUUCUGCACGAAAAGGACGAAAACAUACCCAAGGCAUUGAAGCAUCAACGUCGUAUGAAGUUGUUGGACAAAACGUGCAAAUUACUAUUCGUGUCCGGAUUUCUAUACCUGAUACUGAUCAAGUUUGAUAUGCUAGGAUUGUCGCUCUACCUGGCGUCAUAUCGAACCACUUACGAUCUAAGCAGAUAAGAGCAAACAACUUAUAAGCAAUCGACCAAUAAAU